AAAAACAUAUUUUCCGACAGUCGACCCAAAGUCGACCCAUCUCGUCCUCAGAUUCUAUAUAACACUUGAUUAUCGCCGUCCUCUCUCCCCUCGUCCUCACCCUCCCUGCACACCCUCCAGCCCAGGUCGUAUCCCUUCGUAGACAUCCCACCCCUCACCAUGACCAUCCCUCUCAACGGCUCUGCGCGCGCCCAACAGGACGUCGAGGCACCCACCCGUCCCAAGGACGUCGGUCUCCUCGCCAUGGAGAUGUACUUCCCGCAGAGGUGCAUCUCGGAGGAGGAGCUCGAGGAGUUUGACGGUGUCUCGAAGGGCAAGUACACCAUUGGUCUCGGCCAGAAGUUCAUGGCGUGUUGCGACGACCGGGAGGACAUCAACUCGUUCGCCCUCACUGCCGUCGUUAACCUGCUCGAGAAGUACAACAUCGAUCCCGUGUCCAUUGGCCGCAUCGACGUCGGCACGGAGACCAUUAUUGACAAGUCCAAGGCGACCAAGACGGUCCUCAUGGACCUCUUCGCCGAGGCAGGCAACACUGACGUCGAGGGCGUCGACUCGAAAAACGCGUGCUAUGGCUCCACCGCGGCCCUGUUCAACGCCAUCAACUGGGUCGAGUCCUCGUCUUGGGACGGCCGGAACGCGAUCGUCGUGGGCGGCGAUAUCGCCAUCUAUGCCGAGGGCAGCGGCCGGCCAACUGGCGGUGCGGGUGCAUUUGCCAUGCUGAUUGGCCCCAACGCCCCGUUGGUCUUUGAGCCGACCCAUGGCACGCACAUGGCCAACACCUACGACUUCUACAAGCCCAAGCUCGGGUCCGAGUACCCCGAGGUUGACGGCCCCCUCUCUAUCACCGCCUACGUCUCUGCUAUCGAUGCUGCCUACACUGCGUACCGCCGGAAACACGCCAAGGCGAAGAAGGUUGCGAGCCUGAACGGCAAUGGCGAUGCGGCGACUUCGCUUGCAGCGUUCUCGCUCGACGAUGUCGACUUCCCUGUUUUCCACAGCCCGUACGGCAAGAUGGUCCAGAAGGCGCACGCACGUCUGGUCUGGAACGACUUCAUGGCCAACCCCAAGUCGCCGAAGUACGCCAACGUCCCGAACCCCGAGGCGAUCCUCGCGCAGCCCUACAAGGAGUCGCUCACAGACAAGGCGCUCGAGAAGACCUUCAUUGGUGUCGCAAAGAAGGAGUUCGACGGCACGGUCGAGCAUGGCAUGCGCUGCGCACGGCGGUGCGGCAACAUGUACACCGCGUCGCUGUACGGCGGUCUUGCGUCGCUCCUCGCGAGCGUCGAGCCUGCUGCGAUCAAGGGCAAGCGCAUCAGCAUGUUCGCGUUCGGCAGUGGUCUCGCGAGCAGCUUCUUCACUAUCAACGUGAAGGGCGACACGACCACCAUCCGGGAGAAGAUGGACCUCCUCAACAGGCUGGAGAGUAUGAAGGUCGUGCCGUGCCAGGCAUACGUUGAUGCUCUUACUCUCCGGGAGAAGAACCACAACGCGGGUUCGUACGUCCCCGAGGGCUCGCUCGACAACAUCUGGCCGGGUGGCUAUUACCUCGAGAGCAUCGACAGCAAGUACAGGCGCAAGUACGGGCGCAAGCCCAAAGCAUGAUUGUCUUGCUGCUCGUACCUGCUCAUCUGCCCCCUCCGUCCUUUCGUCGUCUGAUCGGAUCCAUCCUACUUAGCAUACUCGCAUACUUACAUCUGUACU
Molecule: messenger RNA, 1701 nt
Organism: Rhodofomes roseus
Lineage: Eukaryota; Fungi; Basidiomycota; Agaricomycetes; Polyporales; Fomitopsidaceae
Product: hydroxymethylglutaryl-CoA synthase
Exons: 6
Coding region: 160-1602 (480 amino acids)
Biological process (GO): acetyl-CoA metabolic process; ergosterol biosynthetic process
Molecular function (GO): hydroxymethylglutaryl-CoA synthase activity
Source: RefSeq, a predicted model, not a curated record